Ilex paraguariensis (yerba mate) is the source of this 216-nucleotide messenger RNA. The record is from the annotation of a GenBank genome assembly. NCBI's taxonomy places the organism in Eukaryota, Viridiplantae, Streptophyta, Magnoliopsida, Aquifoliales, Aquifoliaceae.
AUGAAAGACGAGAGCAAGGCUCUCUCCUCAGAGCUGUCCAGCCGGACUGUUCGUCCUGCCCACUCUAGCUCUGCCUCUAAUGCUACUCGUCUUGCUGCUCUACUUGAAGGCUCUCACCUUGGACGUGCUGGUUCGGCGAAGUCGAUUUCCAAAACAAGAUUCGGAAUUCGAAGAAGAAGAAGAAGGCCUGGCUUUCGCUACCUCUGUUACCGCUAG